Pseudozyma hubeiensis SY62 is the source of this 462-nucleotide messenger RNA. RefSeq lists its product as hypothetical. NCBI's taxonomy places the organism in Eukaryota, Fungi, Basidiomycota, Ustilaginomycetes, Ustilaginales, Ustilaginaceae. Gene Ontology annotation, molecular function: oxidoreductase activity. The transcript has a single exon. The record is from RefSeq and is a predicted model, not a curated record. Bases 1 to 462 code for a protein of 153 amino acids.
AUGUCAACUGAUACAUCAUCCUCGUCAGCACUCCCUGGCAAGUGGGAGAAGCUGUUCAAAGUGUCCAUCUAUCUCAAAAAGAAGCACGACAUCUCGGACGAAAAGUUCUCCGAAUACUAUGCGCAAUCCCACGCCGCUCUGGCCGCUCCCGUUCUGCUUCGACACAAGUGCGUCUCCUACACGCAAUUCCACUGCAUGGCCGACAAAGCCAAGCAGCCCAUCACGGCCAUGUUCGGUCCGGACGCUCUCAGCCCUCAGAAUCCGAUGCAGGUCAUGCCCUACGAUGGCUGUUCCACCUUUGUCUUUGCCAAGCUAGAGGAUGCCCAGGCCUUCUUCCACGAUCCAGAGACCACCACUGUGCUCGGUCCGGACGCCGUCAAUUUCACCGAUCCUUCCACCUUGCAGAUUGCCAUCGGUCAAGAAUUCGUCGCCAUCAAAGACGGCAAGGCGCAGCACGAAUAA